AUGGAAGACGAGCAGCGUCGUCUGUCGCAGCAGUUUGAAGCUCUGAGAGCUACUUUUCUACCGACUGUUUAUGGUCAACAGCUCCUGCCGAACGCAGCGCCGUUGGAUCAACAUUUAGGAGCGUUCCCAAACCAGCAUCCGCCAUCGCUCUCGAUAGCGUCCCCAAGCCAGCAUCCGCCAUCGCUCUCAAUGCCGUCAACCAGCCAGCAUCCGCCGUCACAGUCAAACGCGCUUCAGAACGGUGAGCCAUCUAUGUCACAAUUAAUUCAACUAAUGCAGCAGUUUAUCUCCAAGUUGGACCAGCCGCCGGUAUCACUACCGCAGAUUGCAUCAGAGCAGCAGCCGGUAUCACAACCACAAAUGGCACCAGAGCCACAGCAGCUGCAUCAAGGGGCCCCAUUCAACUCGGAGCAAAUCCUUGAUAUUUUGUCCAGAAACAUUACCGAGUUCCGUUUCGAGGCCGACAACGAUAUAACGUUCGAGAAAUGGUACUCUUGUUACGAGGAUUUGUUCAGCAAGGACGCUGCAAGGGUUGAUGAUGCAGCGAAGGUUCGAUUGCUUUUGCGGAAGCUGGGUAUACUGGAGCACGAAAGGUAUGUGAACUAUAUCGCACCCCGUAAUCGGCGUGAUUUUACGCUCGAGGCUACAGUAGAGCGGCUUAAAAAAGUAUUCGGCAAGAAGGAAUCUCUUUUAAGCAAGAGCCACAAAUGCAUACAGAUAGUAAAGACAAGUGCAGAAGAUUUCCUCGUGUACGCAUGCCGCGUGAAUCGGGCUUGCGUGGAUUUCGAAUUGAGCCGGAUGAGCGAAGAGCAAUUCAAAUGUUUGAUCUUUGUGUGUGGUCUAAAAGAAGAAGCCGAAAAAGAUUUUUAA
This is a messenger RNA of Anopheles maculipalpis, 870 nucleotides long. RefSeq lists its product as uncharacterized. The transcript has a single exon. NCBI's taxonomy places the organism in Eukaryota, Metazoa, Arthropoda, Insecta, Diptera, Culicidae. The record is from RefSeq and is a predicted model, not a curated record. The coding region runs from base 1 to 870 and encodes 289 amino acids.